Molecule: messenger RNA, 5355 nt
Organism: Peromyscus californicus insignis
Lineage: Eukaryota; Metazoa; Chordata; Mammalia; Rodentia; Cricetidae
Gene: Snx27
Product: sorting nexin 27
Biological process (GO): signal transduction; intracellular protein transport
Cellular component (GO): early endosome
Molecular function (GO): protein binding; phosphatidylinositol-3-phosphate binding
Source: RefSeq, a predicted model, not a curated record
CCCUGCUCCCCUUUCCCCCUGCAGCGCGGUGGCCAUCUAGCUCCAGCGGUCGGCGGAGCGGGCGCGCGCCGGGGUCGCGCGGCUGCCGAAGGGGGGCGGGCGCGCGCAGGAGGAGUAGAGGCGUAGGGGGGCGGGGGACGGCUCGCUUGCUCGCAAGAUGGCGGACGAGGACGGGGAAGGGAUUCACCCCUCAGCCCCUCACCGGAAUGGAGGCGGCGGCGGGGGGUCUGGGCUCCACUGCGCCGGGAACGGCGGCGGGGGAGGCGGCGGCCCGCGGGUCGUGCGCAUCGUCAAGUCCGAGUCGGGCUACGGCUUCAACGUGCGGGGCCAAGUGAGCGAGGGCGGGCAACUGCGGAGCAUCAACGGGGAGCUGUACGCGCCGCUGCAGCAUGUGAGCGCCGUGCUGCCCGGGGGGGCGGCCGACCGCGCCGGGGUGCGCAAGGGGGACCGCAUCCUGGAGGUGAACGGCGUGAAUGUUGAGGGGGCGACACACAAGCAGGUGGUGGACCUGAUCCGAGCGGGAGAGAAGGAAUUGAUCUUGACAGUGCUGUCUGUACCUCCUCAUGAGGCUGACAACCUAGAUCCCAGUGACGACUCCUUGGGACAGUCAUUUUAUGAUUACACAGAAAAGCAAGCAGUGCCCAUAUCGGUCCCCACAUACAAACAUGUGGAGCAGAAUGGUGAGAAGUUUGUGGUGUACAACGUUUACAUGGCAGGGCGGCAGCUGUGUUCGAAGCGGUACCGGGAAUUUGCCAUCCUGCACCAAAACCUAAAAAGAGAGUUUGCCAACUUUACAUUUCCUCGACUUCCAGGAAAGUGGCCAUUCUCAUUAUCAGAACAACAGCUUGAUGCCCGGCGUCGGGGACUGGAAGAAUAUCUAGAAAAGGUGUGUUCCAUCCGAGUCAUUGGUGAGAGCGACAUCAUGCAGGAGUUCCUGUCAGAAUCUGAUGAGAAUUACAAUGGUGUGUCCGAUGUAGAGCUGAGAGUAGCAUUACCAGAUGGAACAACAGUUACUGUCAGAGUUAAAAAGAACAGUACUACAGACCAAGUAUACCAGGCUAUUGCAGCAAAGGUUGGCAUGGACAGUACAACAGUGAAUUACUUUGCCUUAUUUGAAGUGAUCAAUCAUUCCUUUGUACGUAAGCUGGCACCUAACGAAUUUCCUCAUAAACUCUACGUCCAGAAUUAUACGUCUGCUGUACCAGGCACCUGCCUGACCGUUCGCAAGUGGCUCUUUACAACAGAAGAAGAAAUCCUCUUAAAUGACAAUGACCUUGCUGUUACGUACUUCUUUCAUCAGGCUGUGGAUGAUGUAAAGAAAGGUUACAUUAAAGCAGAGGAGAAGUCUUACCAGUUACAGAAGCUAUAUGAACAAAGGAAAAUGGUCAUGUACCUGAACAUGCUGAGGACUUGUGAGGGCUACAACGAGAUCAUCUUCCCACACUGUGCCUGUGACUCCAGGAGGAAGGGGCAUGUUAUCACGGCCAUCAGCAUCACGCACUUCAAACUUCAUGCCUGUACUGAGGAAGGACAGCUGGAGAACCAGGUAAUAGCGUUUGAAUGGGAUGAGAUGCAGCGAUGGGACACAGAUGAAGAAGGAAUGGCCUUCUGUUUUGAAUAUGCACGAGGAGAGAAGAAGCCUCGAUGGGUUAAAAUCUUCACACCAUAUUUCAAUUACAUGCAUGAAUGCUUUGAGAGGGUGUUCUGCGAGCUCAAGUGGAGAAAAGAGAAUAUUUUCCAGAUGACGAGGUCACAGCAGAGGGAUGUGGCCACCUAGCCUUGCCUCAUCCCUUCCCUUCUCCUUGUCCUCAUCCUCUUAGCCUUUUGUCUCCCAUGCCAGACAGUAACCAUUAACACAAAAGAAGAAAAAAAGUCAUAUAUCCCAAAGUCCUAAGCUAAAUAUUAUUAAUACUUCCCUGUGAAUUUCACGUCUCUGAAACUGAGCUGGUAGAGAAGAGCAGGUUGAUAGUGCCAGAAGUCCACUGAGAUCAGACAGAAAUAAGGCCAACCAACUCGCCAAAGGCAUCUUGGUCGUUUUCCGGGCCUCAUACCAACAGACUCUCCUUGUACUAUAUUUUUAAAACUGGAACUAUGAACUCCAUCCAUUUGCACUGUUCAAGCAUAUAUAUGUAUGUAUGUAAAAAAUUAUAUAUACACAAAUUAGCUGCACGUAUAUACAUAUAUAUUUCUUUUUAAAUUUCAUAUUGAUGGCAGUACCUUUUUUAGCUUGUGUUUUUACACACCUUCACUGAUUCAUGAUCUCUCUCUUGCUCUCUUUAUUUUGAAACAAACUUUAAAAAGGAAAAAAAAAAUUACAGGGAAAAUACCUCUCCUCAUGAAGGACUCGAAAAGUUUACAACCUGCUUGGGUUUCCCCCUUUUUUGUAUCGAGUACAGUUUCUGGCUGUUGGUUUGCCAGAGAGUCUGAGGAGCAAGGGGUGUAGUGUCUUUAUCUUCAAGAGGGUGCUGAGAGGGGAAAGGCUGUUUCUCAAGAGCAGUGAGACUGCACGUCUGCAGGGACUCUAAAGAUCCAUGGUCUCAGUUCCAAGUCAUCUUCCUGGUCUGUCGCCCCCACUAUGGCUCACUAGUCCAUUCUGCAUCUCCUUCCUGUUUCUUUAGGGCCCAAAACAGAGUUGAGGGUAGUCUCAGGAAGCUGUUCUCAUAGGCAGCUCUUCUUCUGCGACAGGGAUAGUAUUGGAGACUGGGAGUGAAGCUUGACAUCGGAGGCACAAAGGUUGGACGUGUGGAGGGAAGGAAGGAGGCAGUACCUCAUAUCUAUAAGGGUUUUACCUCCUCCGUUCCUGUCCCAUAACCACCUAUAUUUUACAUCCUCCAAGACUUCCUGAAACAGUUGUCUGGGGAGGGAGUGACUUGGGUAAACUUAGAGUCUGAGUCUCUGUCAACCAAACCAUAGCCCUACUCAUGCCAGCUAAGGGCCCAGGAAGAAGUGGAAAUAUGCUUGAUGUUGGUUGAUUCCGCUUUCUACUUCAAAGGGGACUGGAGAGAAGUCUCUCAAAGAGUUCUUCAUCUGGGGCUGGGGCUGGGGCUGGGGCUGGGCCUCAAUCGGUAGAGUGCUUGCUAGUAUGCAUAAAGCCCUAGGUUCCAUUCCCAGCACCACAUAAACCUGGGUGUGGCAGUGCACACCUGUAAUCUCAGCACUUAGGAAGGGAGAACAGCAAGGUCAGAAGUUCAAGCCCAUCCUCUGCUAAAAUGUGAGCUCAAGGCUAUCCUGGAUUCCAUGAGACUCUGUCUCAGAAGUAGAAGAGGUUCUUAUCUGCCCUUGCAUUUAGACUUCCUAGGACCUAAGAACUACGUUUGGGACACAGGCCAGGGCUGGCACUAGGGUAAUAUUCUCAGACCUUGAGUUCCUGCUUCCCUGUUUUACCUUCCAAAUAGAAGCCUCCAUAGGCUGGCAUCCUUGGCUUUAUGUAGCUGGAAGGCAGCCAGAAUUGGGUGUAGUUGGCAGUGUUGGGUUUGGUUUAAAGUUUCUUUCAUACUGAUUUUGCAGAUUACUAUGAGGCCACUUUUCUGUCUCUAUAAUUCUGGUAGCCACUUGUCUCAGGAAGGUGUGAACCUUUUAGGACAGCCUAUUCCUUCCCUCUCUGUGGGACCACAAAGUAUAAAAUAUAAGAAUGGGGAGUGUUUAAAGUUGAAGAAGAUAAUACUUGUUUUGAAGGCUUUAAUCCAGGAUCAACUCUUUGGGCUUUAAUAAUGUCUGAGUACCUUAAAAGUAGAUGCAUUGAUUUCUACUCCAAGAUGCUUUGGAGGCCAUCUUUGUUUAAACUCUAAAAAUAGCAACAAUGUGCCCCUGUUCCCUCAGCGGGAGAGGCAUGAAGGAGUCUAAUGACAGCCUUCAGAGUAGAGACAGGGCUUUCUGGAGGUCCCGAAGAAUGAGCCCCAAAGGUGUUGGCCUGUUAACAGAAUCUGUGUAGAAGCAGAGCUGCCUUGAGGCAGUUUCACAGCUGCAGCCAGGAGAUGGGAAGGAGACCCAUAAGGCUCAUAGUGGGGCUCCAGUCAUGGAGGCCCAGAGGAUCAAGCCCCUUUGCAUGAAGCUGCAUUAGAUGUAACUCUACUCCACCCCAUCUCCCCUGCACUUCCUUUCUCCAAUGCCUACUAUGUUUCUUAGUCCUGGCUUCUGCCCAGGGUGGCAUCUACCCAGUCUUCUUUUGCAGCUUAUCUCUGAGAAAGGGAAUCCCCCUCCCCAGCUUCACCCCAGCAGGAUCUUCCUGGUCUCCCAUUGUUUCUUCCAUGUUGAGUUUCUAUUCUCUGAGACAAAAAUUCAAGAGAUUUUUUUAUGGACCCUGAGAAACUUGGCCCUGUAGGAAGCUUUGCUUGGGUAGUGCUUUGAGCUUGCCGCUCUUUGUACUUUUAUCCUGGUCUCCAUUUUCCUGCCCUCCCCAUGCUGAGGCCUAAGCUCAGCACAGCUGCAGAUAUAUUAGUGCUCAGGGCAGCUCCGAGGCCUGGACAGAGCUCUCAGGGAGGAACGAGGUCAGUAUCCCAGCAUCCUCUUGCCUGCCCGUUUAGUUUUAUCCUUUAGUUUCCGGGGCCAUUAGCUUUGAGUUAUCCCCUUCUAUAACUCCAAAGCCAGUGCUUGGAGCAGCAGAGUAGGGCACUGAUAAGAGGGGACACCUCUUUCAUCUCAGAAUUUCCAGCUUAAGGGCCAGCUCCUAGAAAGCAGUUUUCUUAAAGGGACCUGAAUGCAUAUGAGUUGACCUCAAGUCUCCAGGACGGGAGGGUCUCCCUGCUCUCCUGUCCAUUAUGCUGUCUGGGGCAGGGAAUGGCCUCAGCACACUGCUGCUCCUUCACCAGUUUUAUGGGUUACUUUAACUUCUUUUUGGAGGAGGGAGAGUGUCUAAAUACUCAGAGCUAGUGGGAGGCUAGUAGGAGAAUGCCUCUUUAGCCCUCCACCUUGGGUUCCUCUUAAUCUAACCCUGAUUGCAUCUGCCAGGCCUCCUUUACCUAGACAGCAGCAGCUUCCUCAGAAGUAACUGAGGGUGUAUGGAGAUUGGGCUCUGAAGACGGCCUGACGCUGGUAGGAGCUCUUGGCCAGCUGCUAAACGUGGGUGCCAACUUGAUACCAUGCCCCUUUUAGCCAGCGAGCUGGGUUUCGGCUUUUCCCAGGCCGUGCAUCCUUUAAUUUAUUUGAGAGAAGCUCUAAUUGUAUGUUCACUGCAGUGUCUUGUAUUUUUAUUUGUGAUUUAUGAAAUGUGAAGAGAAAAUGCAGAGACCACACUGGCUCCAGGGUUUCUCCGGCCCCUGCUCUAGAGCUAACCACUCUAAGAUUGUUUGGUAAUGUCACUUAGUGUAAUUAAUUGUAACAUAUUCUUUUAAAUAAAUUGAUUUAUUGAUGAAACAA